GACCAAAUCAACUCAAGUCAUCGAGUCCACAGCUCGCGCGCGCAGCCAAUCGCUCUCCCUCCGGCCUCCACAGCCCAAAACCACCUCGGCCCCACUUCUUCUCUCCGUCGCCCCCUGUUUGUCCAACCCAUGGCGACCCACGCCAGCGACAAUGGCAGCGGGCACGCGGAGUGGCGGUUCGCUCGGGCGGCGAAGGAGGGUGCGCUGGCCGUGGCCGGGGACAAGAUGAGCAUCCGGGCGGCGCGGUUCAAGAUCAGCGCGAGCGUGGACGGGCGCGACCCGCGGCCCGUGCUGCCGCUUGCGCACGGGGACCCCUCGGUGUUCCCGGCCUUCCGCACCGCCGCCGAGGCCGAGGACGCCGUGGCCGCCGCGCUCCGGACGGGCAAGUUCAACUGCUACCCCGCCGGCGUGGGCCUCCCCGAAGCCCGCCGUGCUCUGGCGGAGCACCUGUCAAGUGAUCUUCCAUACAAGCUGUCAACUGAUGACAUCUUCCUCACCGCUGGAGGCACUCAAGCCAUUGAGGUUGUCGUCUCAGUCCUUGCCCAACCGGGCGCCAACAUAUUGCUCCCAAGACCAGGCUAUCCAAAUUAUGAGGCGCGUGCAGGACUGCACAACUUACAAGUUCGCCAUUUCGAUCUGAUUCCUGAGAGAGGGUGGGAAAUCGAUAUCGACUCUCUGGAGUCGAUUGCUGACAAGAACACCACCGCAAUGGUCAUCAUAAACCCCAACAAUCCUUGCGGCAGUGUCUACACCCGUGAACAUUUAGCCAAGGUCGCGGAGGUAGCAAGGAAGCUUGGAAUACUAGUCAUCGCUGAUGAAGUGUAUGGAAACCUGGUGUUUGGGGACACCCCUUACGUCCCAAUGGGUGUCUUUGGCCACAUUGCCCCUGUCUUGAGCAUAGGAUCACUAUCGAAGAGGUGGAUAGUGCCUGGGUGGCGACUUGGUUGGGUAGCUGUAUGUGAUCCCAACAAGAUUCUGCAAGAAACCAAGAUCAUUGCAUCAAUAACAAACUUCCUUAACGUUUCAACUGAUCCGGCAACUUUUGUUCAGGGAGCACUUCCCCAUAUUCUUGGGAACACAAAGGAAGAUUUUUUCAGGAGGAUCAUUGGUCUGCUAGCAGAAACCUCAGAGAUAUGUUACAGAGAAAUAAAGGACAUCAAGUGCAUCACCUGCCCUCACAAGCCAGAAGGUUCCAUGUUUGUCAUGGUGAAAUUAAAUUUGUAUCUUUUGGAGGGGAUUCAUGACGAUAUUGAUUUUUGCUGCAAGCUGGCAAAAGAAGAGUCUGUGAUUUUGUGUCCAGGGAGUGUUUUGGGAAUGGAAAACUGGAUCCGCAUCACUUUCGCCAUUGAUUCAUCUUCUCUUCUUGAUGGUCUUGAGAGGAUCAAAUCUUUCUGCCAAAGGCAUAAGAAGAAGAAUUUGCUUAAUGGCCAUUAACUGUAUCUACGUUCAAAGUUACCUAGUUCCAUUGUAUUAUCAACAAAUGUGGAACUUUGAAAUCCCUCUGAAUUAAUAAAGUUUUCCUUGAAUACGC
Zea mays is the source of this 1531-nucleotide messenger RNA. RefSeq names its product nicotianamine aminotransferase 1. The transcript is spliced from 7 exons. NCBI's taxonomy places the organism in Eukaryota, Viridiplantae, Streptophyta, Magnoliopsida, Poales, Poaceae. Gene Ontology annotation, molecular function: L-tyrosine:2-oxoglutarate transaminase activity; pyridoxal phosphate binding. The record is from RefSeq and is marked provisional. The coding region runs from base 130 to 1434 and encodes 434 amino acids. Gene Ontology annotation, biological process: biosynthetic process; L-tyrosine catabolic process.